CCAAAAGAGCAAGGAAAACCAAAGAAGAACAAAAACAUUAUACAAAAGAAAAGGAAAAGACAGAGAAGUAGCAAUACUUCUACUUCAUCAAGAGGAAAAAGAGAAAGCAAAAUUUAUGUAUAUCUUAAAAAGCCUGAUCAGUAUAAGGCAGUUAAAUUUUUA
Messenger RNA from Dentiscutata heterogama, 162 nucleotides. The record is from the annotation of a GenBank genome assembly. NCBI's taxonomy places the organism in Eukaryota, Fungi, Glomeromycota, Glomeromycetes, Diversisporales, Gigasporaceae.